Messenger RNA from Maniola jurtina (meadow brown), 1709 nucleotides. Its product is annotated as maltase A3-like. NCBI's taxonomy places the organism in Eukaryota, Metazoa, Arthropoda, Insecta, Lepidoptera, Nymphalidae. The coding region runs from base 33 to 1664 and encodes 543 amino acids. Gene Ontology annotation, biological process: carbohydrate metabolic process. The record is from RefSeq and is a predicted model, not a curated record. The transcript has 7 exons.
CUAUUGAAUGGUGGCCAUUAAUCCGGUGCAGUAUGUGGUUGGUCGCGGUCGUGUUGCUGGUGUUCAACAGUCUGUUGGCGGAACAGCUGCCCUGGUGGAGCAACGCGGUCUACUACAGGAUUCUCGUGGACUCCUUCAAGGACUCCGAUGGAGAUGGCCUGGGCGAUGUCCAAGGAGCAAUCAAACAGCUAAGUUAUGUGCGUGCGUUGGGCGCUGAUGCAGUCGUACUGUCGCCAAUAUUCGCCAAGAGUACCGACUGUGCCUCUCCUGGCACGGUGGACUUUACUGACAUCGAUGCGAGAUACGGAACCCUCAGCCAGUUCAAUAAGCUGGUGGAGAAAGCUAAGAAGCUGGAUCUCAAGCUUCUUAUAACGCUGCCUCUACAGACUAUCAGUUCAAGUUCCGAGCUGUUCAAUUUUAGCGCUGAGCGUAGACCUGGAUACGAAGAUAAGCUUGUUUGGAGAGAUGGGAAGGAGGACAAGCCACCGGCGGCUGAAGAAGGAGUAGACCAAUGGAUUUGGCAUGAAGAAAGGGCUGCUUACUUCGGUAUUACCACCAACAAUGAGGCACUGUUAAACCUAUGUUCCGAUGCCUUAAUCGCCAUGUUCUCAGAUGUCCAAUGCUCUUGGUUGAAGCGAGGGUUGGCAGGAGUGGUCCUGAACCCUGACUUCGUGUUAGACUAUAACUGUGGUGUGCAGUUAGUCAAGAAACUGACCACUGCAGCUGUGGGCUGUGCUCGAAAUGCUAAUAUGGAUCCGCCGAUAAUACUAGUUGAGACCGCGCUGGGACCGGACAUCGGUGCUAAAUACUACGGGGAAGGAAGUCCAGGAGCCAAUAACGUGAUAAGUUAUGCUCUCGCCGCGACACAGAGGCGAGCGGCGCCGAACUUAGGACUAGACUUGCACGCUUCGAUGUUGUACCCACCGCAAGAUAUGGCCCCUACUUGGACCACCAGUAUAACCAACCAAAGUCGUAUAGCAACACGUUAUGGCAACGAAAUGGUGGACGCAAUACUUCUGCUAGCCCUAACCCUGCCCGGGGCUGCUCUGAUCCAACAAGGAGACGAGUUAGGGGCAGCAGACACCAUCUUGGAAUGGGCAGAUAGUACCCAAUGUUGGCCCACACAACGCCACGCAUCAGCCGCUCCGUUUCCUUGGGACGACACUCCUACAGCCAGUUUCACGUCAGGGAAACCUUGGUUACCAUUGGCUACGAACUACAGAUAUGCCAAUGCAAAGACGGAGUAUGCCAAUGAUUUGAGCCAUGUUGGUGUGAUGAGGGUCGCGGCUGCCAUGAGGAAGUCUCCAGCUAUGGGACCACAUGUUGAGAUAAAUCGUUUUGGCGACGCAUUAUCAGUUUUGAGGUGGGGUGGAGCGGGAACUUUAUUGGUGGUUACAAACUUGGGCCCUGGACAAACUGAAGUUUAUCUAUCAAGGAUCCCAGGGCUACCCCAAGAGAUGACAGUAGCUGCCAGUUCUGGAGGAUCCAGUCUAUCUCCUGAAUCCCAUGUCAAUUUGGACAAACCCCUGAAGUUAGCAGCUGGAGAAUCCGCCCUUUUAGCUGGACCUUCUAGACAUUGUGGUGGACCGGGUCCGGUGGACAAAAUAACUAACAAGCUGUCAGAAGGAUGGCAGAAGAUUAACAAGUAUUUUGGCAACUUGUAGAAUGUAAAUCUAAUUUUUUUCAAUAAAUAAAAUUGAAGACGUGUC